UACGAAGCAAUCUUUAUCUACACUGCGAGUGCCCUGAAAGUUUCACUGGUAAUGUACAACCUCGCUCAAGGUUCUCGAGCAUGAUGGGUAUGCUACCCAAAACGAUGUGGUCAUGGUCUAUUCAUGCAAAUGGUGAGCCUCGGGAGGCCUUGAGAUUGUCGCAGGUUCCUUUGCCGCCAUCGCCCUCAGGCUCCAAUCUACUCAUUAGAGUAACGCAUGCUGCGAUCAAUCCGGCCGAUACCUCACUGUUUGAUGCGUGGAUCCCUUUUCGAGGCCGCCCCGGCUUCGAUUUCAUCGGGUCGGUGGUUGGUGUAGGUCCUAAAGUUCCUGUUCAAAUCAAGCGAUUGAUGUCCGGCAUGGAAGUUGUUGGCGCCUUGGGCUUGAAUCAGAUUCUUUGGGGAGCCGGUACGUUGGCCGAGUAUGUGCAGGUUCCAGUAGACCUGGUUGCGCUAAAGCCGCCAAAUCUGACAACGGAGCAAGCGCUUGGAUGUGGUAUAGCGGGCCAAACAGCUGUCAUGGUUAUGCGGGAAGCAGGCGAAGUGAAAGGAUCAAGAGUGCUCGUGAACGGUGCAAGUGGUGGUGUUGGAACUAUAUUAGUUCAAGUUUUGAAAGCAAAAGGAGCUUAUGUCGUCGGAAUUUGCUCCAAGCGAAACGAAGAUCUUGUGAGGCGCUUAGGAGCCAAUGAGGUGAUCGACUACACAGCACGUGACGAUCUGUACCAUUUUCUGGCGGAUGCAUAUUCGAAUGAGCAACUGGAUCUGGUCAUUGAUUGCGUGGGUGAUGACGCUUUGUUCACCAGAUCACCCGCAUACUUACUCCCAACUGGAAGAUUUAUCGAAGUGGUUCCCGGUCGAACGCGUGGUAUCUAUCCAUUCCUGAUGAAUCAGCUCCGCCCUGUUUUCCUUGGUGGUACACCGCGACAGUACAAGAUUCUUGGUCUUGCACCUUCUGGCAGGUAUGCCCACGAACUGGCUCAGUGGAUCGAGGACGGCAAAGUGAGGGAAAUCCUCGUUGACUCGGAAUAUGGAAUGAAAGACGUCGUACGCGCCUACGAAAAGUUAAUGACCAGGAGGGCAACGGGCAAGAUCGUCAUUAAAAUCCAAGACUGAAGUCAUUUUAUUCAUAAAAGAUGUGUUUGCAAGGACACAGGCCUGAGACGAAAGUUUUCUGGUGGUGAUUAGUGAGGGUUUGGAGCUUUAGUCUCUUUAAAAACCUCUUGCUAUUUCGCAAUUGGACUCGACAACAUCAAAUAGGUAUUGAAACUAGCAACCAAAUCUGGGAGGCACGUGUCCAGACACGAAGUCGUAAGACAAAGUCGUGAUUUGCAGACACCAGCAAUA
Messenger RNA from Truncatella angustata, 1340 nucleotides. RefSeq lists its product as uncharacterized. The transcript is spliced from 2 exons. Gene Ontology annotation, molecular function: oxidoreductase activity. The record is from RefSeq and is a predicted model, not a curated record. Lineage: Eukaryota; Fungi; Ascomycota; Sordariomycetes; Amphisphaeriales; Sporocadaceae. Gene Ontology annotation, cellular component: mitochondrion. The coding region runs from base 81 to 1109 and encodes 342 amino acids.